Polychytrium aggregatum is the source of this 2357-nucleotide messenger RNA. Its product is annotated as eukaryotic membrane protein family-domain-containing protein. Gene Ontology annotation, biological process: maintenance of protein localization in endoplasmic reticulum. Gene Ontology annotation, cellular component: endoplasmic reticulum membrane. Lineage: Eukaryota; Fungi; Chytridiomycota; Chytridiomycetes; Polychytriales. The record is from RefSeq and is a predicted model, not a curated record. Bases 116 to 2182 code for a protein of 688 amino acids. The transcript is spliced from 7 exons.
GCGCAUCCUCCGGACCCAUCGGCCUUUUCUCGGCGCCAUCGCCGCUGUUGCCCUUCCAGACCCAGCCUGGGGCACUCCUGCCGCCAUCCAAGUUAUACCACCUGCACCCGCCGAUAUGGAAACUGCAUAUAGCACCGACGGACUCUUAUCGGCGGCGCACUCACAUGCCUCAAUCGACUCACACGCCGAUCAGCUCGUCCCGUCGCUAUCGUCGUCCUCUGACCCCCUGCCGUCGCAUACACAACCGCAAGCCGUCCCGCCGCUGCCGCUUCCACCAGCCGAUCCUCGGUCGAAGGGGAUCGACGGCAGCCUCACAUCAGCAAGCGAGCCUGUGCCCGAAAACAAGCCGCCUUCCGAGUCCACGUCGGCACCGCUGGCAGCCUCACUGGCGUCGUUGCCGCCGAUACAACGCCCCGUAUCCGAGCCUCUUUUGAAUAGCAGCCAGCCAUUCGCCGACCCGCCGGAUCCUGAGAUUACCGAGCUGUCGUUGGCCUCCCGCGACCUUCAAAGCUACUGGCAUCUGGAGCUCUUCCCCGCACAGGCAGAGCACGUCGACGAGCGCAAGCGCGAACGAGUGCAGAACUUUCUUCGGGUUCCCUAUGAGCUGGAGAAGCUCAUGUUGCUUGGCUACUUUAUUUGUCUAGAUUCAUUCCUGUAUCUGUUCACGGUGCUGCCCGUCCGCAUCCUUAUCUCGGUCGGCUCCCUCCUGAAGAGCAUUGUCUUUUGCGGCAAGCCCAUGAAGGGCGUGCGCACCAUCGACCUGCUCAAAGGCAUCAUCAUAUUUAUAUGCUGCUACGCACUGCAGUACACCGACACGUCAUAUGCAUACCAUUCGAUCCGCGGACAGUCCGUCAUCAAGCUCUACUUCAUUUUCAGCUCCCUGGAGAUCUGCGACAAGCUCUGUAGCGCGUUCGGCCACGAUAUCCUGGACUCGCUGUUCUCGACCGUCAAGCGGCAGUCCAACGAACGGCUCAAUGAGAGCUUCACGCGCCAUCGCUACUGGGGGCGGAUCCCCCACUUUUGCAUCGCCAUGGUCUAUGUCUAUGUGCAUUCAAUCAUCCUCUUUUACGAAGUCAUGACCCUCAACGUGGCCAUCAACUCAUUCUCCAACGCACUGCUGACGCUGCUCCUCAGCAACCACUUUAGCGAAAUCAAGAGCCACGUGUUUAAGCGAUUCGAGCGAGAGAAUCUCUUCCAGCUGGCUAGUGGAGACAUGGUCGAGCGAUUUCAGUUGUCCGCGUUCCUGUGCAUGAUCACGGUUCUCAACUUUGUGGAAAUCUCUGGAGACGGCAGCAUGGACACGGUCAUUGGCUACUUGUACCAGAUCUCGCCCCUGGCUUUGUAUCAGUCGCUGGAGCUGCGCUUUCCCGCCAACAUCCAAGACCUGGCUGUCAUGGUCUCUCGGCUGGCUGUGUUGGUAUCGUCGCCGACCUACAAGCUCAUCGAGACCUUGGCCACGCCCGUGUUUUUCGUCAUGGGAACCGAGAUUCUGGUUGACAAUCUCAAGCAUGCCUUCAUCACCAAGUUCAACCACACAAAACCGCAAGUCUAUCAGGAGUUCAGGGACAGCCUGUUCCGCGAUCUGAUGGGCGUUCGUCUGAAAACGACCAUGGUUCCGGAUCAAUCCCCCUUUGUCGCCCGAAGAAUAGGCUUUGUCUCGAUCCCGCUGGCGUGCGUGGUCGUCCGAAUAUCGAUCCAGGCCUUGGAAAUGGGCGAAAUCGUCUCCGAGUUCGAGACCGCCAGUGUUGGGCGAUUCUUUGCGGCCAUUCCGCGCACGCAAGAUGACCUCCUUGGCUUUCUCAACUCGAUUCCGGAGCGCUAUCGUUGGCAGGAUAUUGAAGAUGGCACGGCCUACGUCCUCUAUGGACUUGCCGUGUAUGGGCUACUGGUGGUGGCCAAACUGAGCGUCGGGUACAUCCUGGCGUCUGUUGCUCGGUCUCGCAUCCUCGAGCUCACGGCCAAGGGCCGGGGUGUGCCUGAUCCCGUGCCAAACUUUGAGGUCCUGGACCUGAGCCGACGGAAGCCCCAUCCCGAACCCGACUCUGGCAAAGAUGUCUCGAAAACCAGCGGCGAAGGCGCUGGCGAGAGCCACCACGCAAAGGACAAGCCACCCGCAUCGCUCGAGGACGCCAAACUCGACAAGAUAGACCGCUUCAUGAUGAUCAAGAACCGCAUCGUAUGACCGAACGCUGUAAGGCCGAGAGGAGGGGAUCCUGCCCCAUUCCCACAACCACAACCACAACCACAACCACAACCACAACCACAACCACAACCACAACCACAACCACAACCACAACCACAACCACAAGGACGACAAAACAUGUCCCUCCUCUCGCCUCCAAAAGCAGACCAGCCGU